This is a messenger RNA of Alnus glutinosa, 2430 nucleotides long. RefSeq lists its product as uncharacterized. The transcript is spliced from 3 exons. The coding region runs from base 1 to 2430 and encodes 809 amino acids. The record is from RefSeq and is a predicted model, not a curated record. NCBI's taxonomy places the organism in Eukaryota, Viridiplantae, Streptophyta, Magnoliopsida, Fagales, Betulaceae.
AUGGCGACAGGCGAAGGAUGGUACGCUGGCCGUGGACUGAUCUGCCUGGAUUGGACGGCUUGGGCUAAAUUAGUUAGCCCCAUGUAUGGUUUAUUGGCGGCACAGAUCAUUGGAGGAUUGGUUGUGGAACGAUUUUGGGCAAAUCGUCAAAGGACCAGUUGGUGGUGUAGCAGGCUAACAGGGAGGUGGACUUCGUGGCUUCCGGUGGGGGCGGUCGAUGGGUCUCUUGGGGAGAGAUAUAUUGGUUCUUAUUUGGUGGAUCAUUUUAGUACCUUAUUCUCUUCUACGAAUCCAAUAUUAGAUGAUUUCCUUUCUGAUUUGGUGAGUCAUGUUAUUACUGUUGAUGAUAAUGUUGCCUUGUGUUCUAUUCAUGAAGAAGUUGAAAUUUUUCUUGUCAUCACUGAACUUGGCCUUAAUAAAAGUCCUAGUCCAGAUGGUAUGACAUACUUGUUUUACAAAACCUAUUGGCAGAUUGUUAAAUCUAGUGUUGUGUCUUCAGUUCAAUCUUUUUUCCGGGGUGGGUUUAUGCUUAAGGAGUUCAAUCAUACCAAUAUUGCUCUGAUUCCGAAGUUAGUGAAUCCUUCUAGGGUGAACCAUUUUCGUCCUAUUAGUCUCAUCAAUUUCAAUUAUAAGAUUAUCUCCAAAAUUUUAUCUAAUAGGUUUAAGCCUCUUUUGCAAAAAAUUGUUUCCCCUAUGCAGUCUGCCUUUCUUAAAGGUAGAUCUAUUCAAGUCAAUUCCAUUAUGGCGCAUGAGCUUUUUCAUACUAUGAAGUAUAAGAGAGGUGGGGGAGGUUUAAUGGCUUUGAAGUUGGAUAUGGAGAAGGCUUUUGAUUCUAUGGAGUGGUCAUUUCUUCUUAAAAUCCUAGCUUUGUUGGGUUUUCAUCCCAUUUGGAUUAAUUGGAUUGGUCAAUGCAUUACUACUUCUUCCUUCUCUAUUCUUUUGGAUGGAUCUCCGUAUGUUAAUUUUAAGCCUACUCGGGGUAUUAGACAAGGAGAUCCCCUGUCUCCUUUUCUGUUUAUUUUAGGCUCUGAGAUUCUAUCUAGGUUGAUUUUGAGGAAUGAGGCUUUGGGUUUUCUUCAAGGUAUUAAGGUGGCUCCCUUAAGUCCUCCUAUUUCUCAUCUUCUUUUUGCAGAUGAUGUUAUGAUUUUUACCCAGGCUAAGGUUCAAGAUGCUACUGCUGUUCUCAAUUGUCUUUAUACUUACUCUAAGUGGUCUGGCCAGUGCAUUAAUUUGUCUAAAUCAGCUGUUUUCUUCAGUAGAAACUGCAGUGUUACUGCCAUCAAUGGGAUUCUCAAUCUCCCUCUUAUUCCUGUUAGGGCUAAAUAUCUUGGUAUUCCUCUUUUCUUGUCUCAUAAUAAGAGAGAUGCUUUUAUGGACAUUAAAGAUAGGAUUUGCUCUAAGAUUACUAGCUGGAAAGCCAAGCUUUUAUCACAAGCUGCUCAAAUUACUGCUAUUAUGAGGAAAUUCUGGUGGGGUUUUUCCCAAGAUAAGAAGCAUUCUCUAGUUUUUCUCUCUUGGGAUACUAUUUGUCAACCUAAAGCUUUGGGUGGUCUUGGGAUUCGUCCUUUAAAGUUUCUCAAUCACUCUUUAUUAGCAAGGUUGGGUUGGAAACUUACUAUUAAUGAUCCUGCUCCUUGGGUUGCUGUUCUCAAAUGCAAGUACCUUAAGAAUAAUGUUACUUUUUUGGAGGCUUCUCCUUCCCCCUCUUCCUCUUGGCUUUGGAAGGGUUUGCUUAAUAAUAGAGAGGUUGUCAAGAAAGGUGCAUGCAUCUCUAUUUCUAAUGGUGCUCAUGUGGAUGUGUGGAGUUCUCCUUGGAUUCCUUUAUUGCCUGAUUUUUGGCCUAGACCUAAUGUGAACUUGCCUGAUCUUCUUGAAUUUUGUGUUGCAGAUCUUAUUAUUCCUAGUACUAGAAUUUGGAAUAAGUUGCUGUUGGAGGAUCUCUUUGACCCUUUCUCGGUUGAGUGUAUUCUUAGCAUUGAUUUACCUUUUGUAAGGAAUUUUGAUAAGUGGUUUUGGGCUCCUGCUUCUUCAGGUAUUUUCUCGGUUAAAUUAGCAUUUUCUGUUGCUUGUUCUUCUUUGGGUCGGAGAUCUUCUUUUCCUGUUGAAAUAUGGCAUAAGUUUUGGGAUCUAAAGAUUCAAGCUAGGUUAAAGCAUCUGUUGUGGAAGAUUGCUUGGAAUAUUCUUCCUUCCCAGGCUAAUAUUGGGCGUUUUGUAGUUUCUAUUGUUGAUGGAGCUUGGCAGUGUCCUUUUUGUAAAGGUCCUUUAGAAACUUUAAGUCAUAUUUUUCUUGAAUGUGAUUUAGCUGUUUCCUCUCCUUGGCCUAACUGUUAUGUAAGUUUUUCUAACCGGCCUAUUUCUGAUUGGGUAUUGGCUAUUCUUUUUCCUUGUGAAAAAUUGGCCAUUUCGUUUCAUGAUGCUAGAAGAUUCUAG